AUGAAUAACACAUCGUGCUACCUACCACAGGAAACAAAACUUUUUGAAAAUGCGAGUUUUGUAGAACUGUGGCUUUUGGCUAUGCCACUGGUUACAAUAUGUUUUAUAACGAUUGUCGCGAAUGGCGCCAUUAUUGUGAUGUUCGCUACGCAUCAAACAAUCAGAAAAAGUCGGAACACUUACAUCCUCAGCUUAGCAGUUGCCAAUUUCACAAUCGGAUUAUCAAUGACAGUUUCCAUCGCCGAAACGUUAAACGGGGAAUGGAUGUUUGGUGACAAAACGUGCAUAUACUUUCUGACGUUGAAAUACACUUUAUUUUACGUCACCAUUUUAAGCAUUAUUUUGAUAACAGUUGACAGGUGGUGGUCGGUCAAUUUUCCAUUUUCGUACAGAAUUAAAAGAAAUCAACGAAUAACAUUUUCAUUAGUUGCAUUAAUAUGGAUGAUAAGCUGCACUGUUCACGUGCCGUCUAUUUUGGGAUGGAGUUAUAUUCAAGUAACGCCUCCGCAAAUACACAAAUACUGCAGGGUCCCCUACGAACUAAAUCCGGGUUUCACCAUAUCAGCUUGUUUCAUCGAAUUUUUUAUUCCGCUCAUAAUAUUACUUUCACUGAACAUGGGUAUCUACAUAAAACUUGCAAGGAGACGUAACAGCAAAAAGAUUCGACGGUCGCUUAGUACUUCAGAUGGUAAACGGAAAACGUCAUCAGAAUCUGAAGGAAGUCUAGAAAAGAUGGAUAUUAUUACUUCUGUAUCCAAUGGCAAUCGACGAAAAAGUGUAAUGGAAAACAUUUUGUCGACAAUACGUCGGUUGAGCUACGGUCACCCCGGGAGCUUGAGUUCUCAAAAUAAUAACUUUCACGUCCAAACAUACAAAUCGUGCGUAAUUAACGGUCGGAGUGUUUCAAUUGAUUACGCAUCGCUGCCAUAUCACCACGGUAAAAGUUCUUCCUUGUAUAGAGCUCCCAAAUUACCUUGCUUGGCACACACAAGCAAAGACGAAGCUGAUGCAGCGGUGCGAGACUUUCUGCUACGACAAGACAACAAAGCGCUGUUUGCACUUGCAAUGCUUGUGCUAACAUUCGUUAUAUGCUGGUCGCCUUUCAUUUUGUGUAAAAUCAUAUUUUCUAUUUGCCCCAGCAACCUUCCAAACUGGGCUUUGCAGCUGAGCGGUUGGGUACUGGCAUGCAGUGCUGCCCUGAAUCCGUUUCUGUACGGUUUAGGCAGUUCGGACUUUCGAAAAAUUACGCAGCGGUUCAUCUGCGGAAAGAAGUCCAUUACACGCAGAGGGACUCGUUUGAACGCUUACAAUCAGGUCCCGCAUUCCUAUGAUAUGACUGGUAUCAAACAUUGUACAAUUUAUACCAAUAGGAGAAUUAUUAAUGCUGAACCUCAUAGCCAUGCAUGA
This is a messenger RNA of Dreissena polymorpha, 1407 nucleotides long. Its product is annotated as alpha-2Db adrenergic receptor-like. Gene Ontology annotation, cellular component: membrane. The coding region runs from base 1 to 1407 and encodes 468 amino acids. Lineage: Eukaryota; Metazoa; Mollusca; Bivalvia; Myida; Dreissenidae. The transcript has a single exon. Gene Ontology annotation, biological process: adenylate cyclase-activating adrenergic receptor signaling pathway. Gene Ontology annotation, molecular function: G protein-coupled receptor activity. The record is from RefSeq and is a predicted model, not a curated record.